Messenger RNA from Elgaria multicarinata webbii, 2936 nucleotides. It is a transcript of the gene RANBP1, whose product is annotated as RAN binding protein 1. Gene Ontology annotation, biological process: nucleocytoplasmic transport; positive regulation of mitotic centrosome separation. The coding region runs from base 219 to 845 and encodes 208 amino acids. Lineage: Eukaryota; Metazoa; Chordata; Lepidosauria; Squamata; Anguidae. Gene Ontology annotation, molecular function: GTPase activator activity. The transcript is spliced from 6 exons. Gene Ontology annotation, cellular component: nuclear pore; cytoplasm; centrosome. The record is from RefSeq and is a predicted model, not a curated record.
AGGAGCAGGAGCCUCGCUGAGGAGCGUGUGAGGCAGAGAGUGUAGGCCGGGAGGCGGACCAGUGAGCCAGCCACGAACGAAAUCACUGUUAAAAGUCGCGCCGGCGGCGGCGGAAGAGAAGCGAUCGGCCCUGACGUGACGGAAAACCGGGGCCUGGCCGUGUAGGAAGAGCCGCCGCAGCCGCCGCCACCACCACCACCACCACGCCAGUUCCAACCAUGGCCGAGACGAAGGACACACAUGAGGAGCAUGAUCCAGCAACUGACAAUGUAGAUGAUUCUAACCAUGACCCCCAAUUUGAGCCUAUAGUUUCUCUUCCUGAGCAGGAGAUCAAAACUCUUGAAGAAGAUGAGGAAGAACUCUUUAAGAUGCGGGCAAAACUGUUCCGGUUUGCUUCAGAAAAUGAUCUACCAGAAUGGAAAGAACGAGGCACUGGUGAUGUAAAGCUUCUGAAGCACAAAGAGAAGGGGACCAUUCGCCUCUUGAUGAGGAGAGAUAAAACCCUAAAAAUCUGUGCAAAUCAUUACAUUACGCCUUUAAUGGAGCUGAAGCCUAAUGCCGGCAGUGACAGGGCAUGGGUGUGGAAUACACAUGCUGAUUUUGCAGAUGAGAGUCCUAAACCAGAACUUCUGGCAAUUCGGUUUUUAAAUGCAGAAAAUGCACAGAAAUUCAAGGCAAAAUUUGAAGAAUGUAGGAAUGAGGUUGAUAAAGGAAAGAAAGCAGGAACAGACAAAAAUGAUAGUGCUGAUAAAGUUGCUGAGAAAUUAGAAGAACUUUCUGUAAAGGAAGAGAGCAAAGCAUUGGAGAAGAAAGAAGUCAAGGAGAAAACUGAAGAAAAGCAAUAAAUCAUUUUGGGCCUUGUGUUUUCUUUUUUCUUAAUUUUUUUAAUUUUUCAAGGGACUUUAUAAAGAACUGUAUUCCAACAUCCAAAUUUUUUUUCUAAGCUUUUGCCCUUUUUGAAGAGAUCUUCAGAAAAAAUCCAUUCCCCAGUCAUGAAAAUGUACUGUGCUAAACUUUCUUUUCCAUAGUGGAAACACUUAUUUAUAGUCAUCCAAGAGAGUGAAUAAAGCUUUGAAAAUGUUAUCAAAGGACAGAAGUGAGUUUUCUGUAUGCUUCAGAUGUGUGACUGCAAUUAUUACUUUCGGUUAUAUUUUUGAGUGCAUAUCUUUAGAUGAGCUGAUGUAGUAUAACUGAAUUAUACCAUAGGAAAAAGUGCAAGUAAUAAAGAUGUUUCUUGUAUGUUAUGACUGAAAGCUGUAAUGACUGAAACAAGAUACUCUAUGCUAAGAUUCCUUUUCUUGUAAUUGGGGGUUUGAGUGAACUUGCGUGUUUUUGUGCAGCUUUAUUACAGAAAAUGGCAUGUCCCUUAGAAUGUAAUGUCAUAAUCCUACAAUGGCCAGCUAUGUAUUUCAACAUACUUGUGGUUUCUAACGGUCACUUUUAGAUGAUGGAGCAAGGCAGAACAUAUAUUUUGAAUUUGUUGUGACUGAAAGUGGGUAUUGAUUGGCAAUUAUGCAACUUUUAAGGCUAUAUUUCAGAAAUGUUUUUCUUGAUGCUGAACAAGAAUGUACUAUCUAGAAAAAUCCUUCUGGGUUACAGACUUUUUGUGGUAUAGAUGGGACAUAGAGUCCAGUUAGACUCUAAAUCUAUCUUAAACAUCUUUAGCUUAAGUCUAUCCAACUAGCACAGAUACUAAGAGUUGUAUGUUUAUAUGCCCUAUUCUAUUUUGCUGUCUUAAUAACAUACCUAUUGAUUUCUGGGGAAAUGGGAGGAAAUGACUUUGGCCUGUGGGAAAAUGUAGUGUCUUUCUAACACCUCUGAGUACAGGUAUUAAAAUUUGAGCUCAAUCCUGUCAGUCAAGGAUAGAACGUGGUUGGGCAAAUUGAACGUUUAAGUCUUCAGCAUUAUAUACUUAAAUUCAAAUGCUCACUUACUGUAGGCUUCCUACCAAGUGCCAUUGAUAUUAAACAUGGUUAUCCUGUUACAUUCAUUGCAAGGGAAUCGUGUUUCCAUGCAUGAGACAUUUGCAAUCUCCACCCAGGUACACCAAAAGGUGUUCGUAGCUAGACCCUGCAUCCAGCAUACAGGGUUAUCCUCAUGCUGCUACAUGGAUGCUAGUUUUGCAUUUCAAAUUGCAAAAUAGAUGAUAUGCCAAUCAGGAUUGCAGAGAAGAGAUAUUCCUGCAUACAGUUCAUGGUUGCACAAGUGUAUGUUUGGAUUUGGGCUUGUCUCCAUCGAAGUCCUCUUUUUAUAAAUUUAUACUGUCCCACCUCUGUUUGCUGUGUGAUUUCGCCAAAACAUAGAGGCUAUAUCAUAUGUAUGAGGUGAGAAUUACUGAUGCAGAGUCUUUAAAGGUCCAAGCUUCCCAUGUCUACAUAUACUGUAUCUUGAGUGUGGGCGUGUGUAGAUGUAAAACAUUCCUUUUCCUCUUGUUUGUAACUGUAUGCACAGCACUUAUUUUGAAUGCAAAUCCUUCCACAUUCAAGUGAGUGGGAAAACUUCCAUUUGGAGCGCAUCCUUGGUCUUUUCAUGGAACUAUAAACAUUUCCUUGAUUCUUUCUCUAAUAAUUGUAUCUGAGUUUGAUGUGUGUGUGUUCACUAAUUCCUUCCUGUUAAUUGCACAACUAGUGCGUACUGUUAGCAGCAUAGUGUUUUUGCACUGUCGUGUUUGACUCUUACACUUGAGUCAGUCAAGACGGCUAGUAAAUAUCUGGACCUUUCUUUGUGCGUGGGGCGGCCUGCAGAAAUACCUCAACUGGUCCCUUAAGGACUCUCGACAGUAUAUUUGAUAGCAAUGUAUUUGAAAGUGAAAGGGCAUUGUCUGUCUCUCCAGAUAUUGCAUCUGUGAAAGUCACCAUAAGUGGAUUCUGAUUUAUAUUGUCAAAGGGAGACAUUUUGCUCGCAUAACUUCAGAAUAAAUUUAAAUCUAAUCCUUA